Messenger RNA from Olea europaea var. sylvestris, 1719 nucleotides. RefSeq names its product probable rhamnogalacturonate lyase B. Bases 1 to 1719 code for a protein of 572 amino acids. Gene Ontology annotation, biological process: carbohydrate metabolic process. Gene Ontology annotation, molecular function: carbohydrate binding; catalytic activity. The record is from RefSeq and is a predicted model, not a curated record. The transcript has 12 exons. NCBI's taxonomy places the organism in Eukaryota, Viridiplantae, Streptophyta, Magnoliopsida, Lamiales, Oleaceae.
AUGAAAUUAUAUUUAUAUGUUUCAUCAUGUCUACUAUCAAUAAAAUUAUGCAGGAUCCAAGGAACCAGUUUCAGGGUUAUUGAAGAAACAGAAGAUAUGAUAGAAGUUUCAUUCAUGACAACUUGGAAUUCCUCUCUUAGCUACUCUUUUCCCUUGAAUGUCGACACAAGGUUUAUAAUGUUGCGUGGUGUUUCUGGUUUCUAUUCAUAUGCAAUAAUGGAACAUUUAGAGGGAUGGCCUGAUUUAAAUGUUGAUGAAGCAAGGAUUGCUUUUAACCUCCACCAAGAAAUGUUCCAUUACAUGGCCGUAUCAGACAGCAUACAAACACCUAUGCCAACAGCCUAUGAUCGUAUGGAAGGUCUAGUUCUUGAUUAUAAAGAAGCCGUUUUGUUGACAAAUCCUAGCAAUCCAGCCCUCAAAGGCAAGGUCGAUGACAAGUAUCAAUUCUCAUAUGACAACAAGGAUAGCUUGGUGCACGGGUGGAUUAGCUCCCAUCCACAUAUAGGGUUUUGGGUGAUAACACCAAGCAACGAGUUUCGUGCUGGUGGCCCUGUGAAAAAUGAUCUUACAUCUCAUGCUGGCCCGACUUCUUUAGCACCUUUUUUUAGUGGUCAUUAUGCUGGUUCGAAUUUCGGGAUUAGAUUACGAAAUGGAGAGCCGUGGAAAAAGGUCUUUGGCCCAAUUUUUAUAUAUCUCAACUCAAGAAGUUGGGCAGAUGCUAAAAAACAGAUGCAAGAAGAAACCCAAAAAUGGCCUUACGACUUUCCAAGUUCAGAAGAUUUCCCUCAUGCCAAUCAACGGGGUACCGUUAGGGGUCGAUUAUUAGUCCGUGACAGGUAUCUUAAUCCACAUUUCAUGCCUGCAAAAUCAGCAUAUGUUGGGUUAGCUCCACCUGGAGAUGUCGGAUCUUGGCAAACAGAAACUAAGGGUUAUCAAUUUUGGAGUCAAACUGAUGAGCAUGGUUACUUCACAAUAAGAGGCGUUCGAGGAGGUACUUACAGUUUGAAUACUUGGGUCACAGGAGGGAUGGGUCAUAAAUAUGAAAAUGAUAUUUUCAUCGAAUCAGGGAGUCAAAUUCAACUAGGCAAUCUUGUAUAUAGUCCUCCAAGAAAUGGUCCGACCCUAUGGGAAAUUGGAAUUCCUGAUCGUACCCCUGCUGAGUUCUACGUCCCUGAUCCGGCACCCGAGUUCAAAAACGAUCUAUUUAUCAACCCUACGGAGAAGUAUAGACAAUAUGGAUUAUGGGAUCGAUAUACAGAUUUAUACCCUGAUCAAGAUUUAGUUUACACUGUUGGCACCAGUGAUUACAGAAAAGAUUGGUUCUUUGCUCAUGUCAACAGGAGAACAAAUAGUACAUCAAGGUUUGAAGCAACCACAUGGCAAGUAUCAUUUGAUUUAAAAAAUAUCAGGAGGAAGAGAGGAACAUAUACAGUCCAUAUAGCUAUAGCGUCUGCCACUUGUAAGCAGUUGCAGGUUCGGAUCAAUAAUCCAAACAGAAUACGUCCUCAUUUUACCACAAGGUUGAUUGGUAGAGAUAACGCAAUUGCAAGACAUGGAAUUCAUGGAUUAUACUCGUUGUAUAGUUUCGAUGUACCACAUUUUCAACUCGUGCAUGGAAGAAAUACAAUAUAUCUAAAGCAAUCCCAAGGCAAAAAUCCUUUCUACGGAGUUAUGUAUAAUUAUAUUCGCUUUGAAGGACCACCAAAAAUCGAUCACUAG